Molecule: messenger RNA, 924 nt
Organism: Sparassis crispa
Lineage: Eukaryota; Fungi; Basidiomycota; Agaricomycetes; Polyporales; Sparassidaceae
Exons: 2
Coding region: 1-924 (307 amino acids)
Source: RefSeq, a predicted model, not a curated record
AUGCUUACACCAGAAGAAACAAACGAAGAUAUUGCCUUGGUUGAUGACCGUGAAAUUCGCACUCAUUCUGGGUCCAAUUUCUUGACCACCCUCCGAUACAACUUGAAGAAGUCUGCUCUUGGCUCUCUCUUUGUUUCCUACCAUGCAUCGUUGCGGAGCGAUCUUCAAGACACCUUUGGCAGUGGCGUAGGGGCGCAUACAGGGAUAGAGGCGCGUACAGCAACCAGGAAAACUGCCCAGCUUGAUGAUGAUUCCGCGCAAGAUCUUGGCAGACACUCCCCAUACUUCGUUUCGGAUAUCGCAGAAUUAUCUACUCCCACUCUUCCUUCUCGUCGCCAGUCUCGCCGUAUAUCUGUUCCUGAUGUCAAGGCCGUCAUUUCAAGUAUCACCGGCAGUCUUGGUCGUUCUCGCUCUCAGUCAAAUGCAAGUUCCGUGAAAUCUGUCUCCUCUUCCGCGCGCGGUACCUCUCGCCCACGUCUGUUCUCGAUUACUGCCUCUGGUUCUACUGUCACUGAUAGCACUCCACCGUUGACACCGAGUUCUGUGUUCUCUGCUGCAUGCCCUCCUUGUGCCGACAAACCUGGCUUCCCGCGUACCUAUGAAUCUACUCCAGGUGCAGAAGAGGACGAAGUGUUGUCUCGUGAAUCACUGCUCACAUCUGUCAAGGAGGGGAAGAAACCUGAACGUUCUAUCUGCUACGAUGAACUAAUCGCGGACAUAAGCAAUGACUAUAUGCAGAGUUCACCGCAACAGCAACAAAGUGACAGCUUUGACGAGGACUCAGAAGAAUGGUUCGGCCUGGAAUACACUCUGGAGAUCAGCAAGAGGGACCAAGGUGCCAUAGCGCGUGCCUCUGUUUCCGCAGGAGAAUACUCGAAGGCACGGAAUCACAUUCGAGCAUGUACCUGCUCUCCCAUGAGCUGA